Cricetulus griseus (Chinese hamster) is the source of this 770-nucleotide messenger RNA. The record is from RefSeq and is a predicted model, not a curated record. Lineage: Eukaryota; Metazoa; Chordata; Mammalia; Rodentia; Cricetidae.
AUGGCUAAUGAAGCUAAUCCCUGCCCAUGUGACAUUGGUCACAAAUUAGAGUAUGGUGGCAUGGGCCAGGAAGUUCAGGUUGAGCACAUCAAGGCAUAUAUCACCCGGUCCCCUGUGGACGAAGGCAAAGCUGUGAUUAUCAUCCAGGAUAUAUUUGGUUGGCAGCUGCCCAACACCAGGUAUAUGGCUGACAUGAUUGCUGGAAACGGAUACACAACUAUCGUCCCAGACUUCUUUGUGGGGCGAGAGCCUUGGGACCCAGCAGCAGACUGGUCCACCUUCCCUGAGUGGAUAAAAUCAAGAAAUCCCAGAGAAGUCAAUCGAGAGGUCGAGGCUGUCCUGAGGUAUCUGAAACAACAGUGCCACGCCCAGAAGAUUGGCAUUGUUGGCUUCUGCUGGGGGGGCGCUGCUGUACACCAUGUGAUGCUGACAUACCCAGAAGUCAGGGCGGGGGUGUCUGUUUAUGGCAUCAUCAGAGACACCGAAGGAAUUUACAAUCUGAAGAACCCAACGCUGUUCAUUUUUGCAGAAAAUGAUACGGUGAUCCCUCUUGAGCAGGUCUCUGUGCUGACCCAGAAACUGAAAAAACACUGCAUAGUCAAUUACCAAGUUAAAACAUUUUCUGGGCAAACUCAUGGCUUUGUGCAUCGUAAGAGAGAAGACUGUUCCCCUGCCGACAAGCCCUACAUUGAGGAGGCGAGGAGGAACCUCAUUGAAUGGCUGAACAAGUUCAUUUAGCAGCACUCAGGCACAGGGCAGCUGUCGGCCUG